Messenger RNA from Phacochoerus africanus (Common warthog), 7511 nucleotides. RefSeq names its product ArfGAP with RhoGAP domain, ankyrin repeat and PH domain 2 (gene ARAP2). Bases 131 to 5308 code for a protein of 1725 amino acids. The transcript has 33 exons. Gene Ontology annotation, molecular function: protein binding; phosphatidylinositol-3,4,5-trisphosphate binding; GTPase activator activity. The record is from RefSeq and is a predicted model, not a curated record. Gene Ontology annotation, biological process: signal transduction; positive regulation of GTPase activity. Lineage: Eukaryota; Metazoa; Chordata; Mammalia; Artiodactyla; Suidae.
ACAGUCACUGUGGAGAAAAUACAUUUUGAGAUAAGUAACAGGAGCAAAACCUCUACAGAAGUGCCCCCCUUCUGUGUGUUUAUUUCACUGUACUGCUUCUUGUAACUCUGCCCGUAAUGAAGCCACCAUUAUGUCCUCAGUCAGUGAAGUAAAUGUGGAUAUCAAAGAUUUCCUAAUGAGCAUUAAUUUGGAGCAGUACCUCCUACGCUUCCGCGAGUUUGGUUUUAAUAAUGUGAUGGACUGCACAGGGAUAAAUGACAGCGUGCUGCUCAAAGUUGGAAUAUCACCUACAGGACACAGGAGGAGGAUACUUAAACAGUUACAGAUAAUCUUGUCAAAAAUGCAAGAUAUCCCAGUCUAUGCAAAUGUUCAUAAAACAAAGAAGAGUGAUGAGACCUCAGACAAUCACCAUGCUCCGCCUUCUGAUCAGAACCGCUGCGUAGAACUUUCAGAUUCACAUGGUGUUCCCACGCCUAGCCCAGUGCCAUCGGAGCCUGUUACAAAAAAUCUGGACCAGAAUGAGGUUAGCGUGGAAAAUAGCCAGUCUCUUAAAUCAGAUGAUAAGCUGACUCUUACUACACAUAACUUGCCUCUUCCAGAAGAGGAACCACACUUGAAUUCAGGUUCUUUUCAAGAUUCUUUGUUUGGUAGUGAAAUUACUGAGGUAGAAUCUUUGAUGGACGAAAAGCCUAUGGACUGUACCACCGAAGAAGAACAAACAGAGGUUGAUUUAAUGUCAGAAAAUAUGAGCAAGCUUCCUCAUGCAGACUCUGAAUUCCUUUCUACCCCUGGCUGUUCACUAUCAGAGGCACAUUCUGGAAAUGAAACUAAUGGUUUAUUAGAAAGAUCACCACCUUCAUUCUUUCAGUUUCAAGGAGAAAUGGUUGUAAAUGAUUUGUAUGUUCCAUCAUCACCAGUUGUAACACCUGUAAGAAGCCAUAGCAAGUUGGUUUCAGGACCAUCUCGAUCUUUUCUGCUAAGACAUCGGCCUGUACCAGAGAUUCCAGGGUCAAAAACAGGAAUUUCAGGGAGCUAUUUCCAUGAGAGAAGAAAUGUUCCUACCUCAACUGGCAGAUCUGUGACACAGCAAAAUUCAAAUGAGGAGAAUUCAUCUUCCAUUUUACCCUAUGGAGAGACCUUUCUCUUCCAGAAACUAGAAAAUUCUAAGAAGAAAUCUAUAAAGAAUGAAUUUUGGAUGCAUGAAGAAACACCAAAAGGGGAGACAACUACUGAAAGAAGUUCAUUUUUUGUCAAAUCAAGCAUAUAUGAUAACAGGACAGAGAAUAUAACUGAAGACAAGGUGGAAGAUAUUUGGAUACCUCGACAGGACAAAAACAAUCUUCCUAUAGACUCUGCUUCAGAAUCAGAAUAUUCAACAGUAGAAGAAUGUUUUCAGAGUUUAAGAAGAAAAAAUUCAAAGCCAUCUAAAUCUCGGACCCAAAAAGCAUUGAAUUUGGACCCUGUUAAUAGGCACAGUUAUCCACUAAGUUCAACAAGUGGAAAUGCUGAUUCAUCCAUCAUUUCUUCAAAUGUAAUAUCUCCUUAUGCCUGUUUUUAUGGAUCUUCUGUAAAGAAGGUUAAAUCUGGAUGGCUAGACAAACUCUGUCCCCAAGGAAAACGCAUGUUUCAGAAGAGAUGGGUGAAAUUUGAUGGCGUUAGCAUUUCUUACUACAAUAAUGAUAAGGGAGAGAAGAUAAAACCAAAAAAAUGGAAAAUAAGGAGAAGAAAGAGUUAUUCUGAGAAGUAUUCAAAAGGAAUAAUUCCCCUUUCUGCUAUAUCUACAGUACGAGUUCAAGGAGACAACAAAUUUGAAGUUGUUACAACACAGAGAACUUUUGUUUUUAGAGUAGAAAAAGAAGAGGAGAGAAAUGACUGGAUCAGCAUACUGUUAAAUGCACUGAAAUUACAGGCCCUUUCCUCACAGUCUCAAGCAGCUGUUGCACCUGAGAAAUGUGGAUAUCUUGAACUGAGAGGUUAUAAAGCCAAAAUUUUUACUGUGUUAAGUGGAAACAGUGUGUGGCUCUGCAAAAAUGAACAGGAUUUUAAGAGCGGACUUGGUAUUACCAUAAUUCCUAUGAAUGUAGCAAAUGUAAAGCAAGUAGAUCGAACUGCGAAACAGUCUUUUGAAAUAAUCACUCCUUAUAGGAGUUUUAGCUUUACAGCCGAGUCUGAAAAAGAGAAACAAGAGUGGAUUGAAGCUGUGCAGCAAUCAAUAGCAGAGACUCUCUCUGAUUAUGAAGUCGCUGAGAAGAUUUGGUUCAAUGAGUCCAACAGGAGCUGUGCAGAUUGUAAAGCCCCGGAUCCUGACUGGGCAUCCAUCAAUCUCUGCGUAGUCAUCUGUAAGAAGUGCGCAGGGCAACAUAGAUCUUUAGGACCAAAAGAUUCCAAGGUUAGAAGUCUAAAAAUGGAUGCCAGCAUUUGGAGCAAUGAGCUCAUUGAGCUUUUUAUUGUCAUUGGAAACAAAAGAGCAAAUGACUUUUGGGCUGGUAAUCUUCAAAAAGAGGAAGAAUUACACGUGGACUCUCCAGUAGAAAAGAGAAAAAACUUUAUCACUCAGAAGUACAAAGAGGGAAGAUUCAGGAAAACCCUCUUGGCAUCUCUCACCAAGGAAGAGUUAAAUAAGGCUCUGUGUGCUGCCGUGGUGAAACCGGAUGUUCUGGAAACAAUGGCUUUGCUGUUCAGUGGAGCAGACGUUAUGUGUGCAACAGGUGAUCCUGAGCAUAGCACCCCCUAUCUUCUGGCUAAGAAGGCAGGGCAGAGUCUGCAGAUGGAAUUUCUCUACCAUAACAAAUUCUCAGAUUUCCCUCAACACGACAUACAUUCUGAAGGUGGAUUAAGUCAAGAGUCCUCCCCAUCCAUGUUCCUCUGUGACUUUUUGUAUCAGGCUCCAGCUGCUGCUUCUAAACUCUCUUCAGAAAAAAAACUGCUUGAAGAGACAAAUAAAAAGUGGUGUGUUUUAGAAGGAGGCUUCUUGAGUUACUAUGAAAGUGAUAAGUCUACCACCCCUAAUGGCACCAUUAAUAUCAAUGAUGUUAUCUGCCUGGCUGUAAACAAAGAAGACUUCUGCAUAAAUACUGGGCCCAUCUUUACCUUUGAGAUCUAUUUACCUUCAGAACGUGCAUUUUUAUUUGGAGCUGAAACAUCCCAAGCUCAGAGAAAAUGGACAGAAGCAAUAGCCAAGCAUUUUGUUCCCUUUGUUGCUGAAAACUUAACAGAAGCUGACUAUGAUUUGAUUGGUCAACUCUACUACAAAGACUGCCAUGCCCUGGAUCAGUGGAGAAAAGGCUGGUUUGCUAUGGACAAAUCUAGUUUGCGUUUUUGCCUUCAAAUGCAAGAAGGUCAGGAGGAUAGAAUGAACUUAAGAAGACUGCAAGAACUAACAAUUAGCACAAUGGUUCAAAAUGGAGAAAAACUGGAUGUCUUGCUCUUGGUAGAAAAAGGGAGAACAUUAUACAUCCAUGGGCAUACCAAGUUGGAUUUCACAGUCUGGCAUACUGCAAUUGAAAAAGCAGCAGGUACAGAUGGUAAUGCAUUACAAGAUCAGCAGCUCAGCAAAAAUGACGUUCCCAUUAUCGUGAACAGCUGUAUAGCAUUUGUUACACAGUAUGGUUUGGGGUGCAAAUAUAUCUAUCAAAAGAAUGGUGAUCCUCUGCACAUAAGUGAACUCCUGGAGAGUUUCAAAAAGGAUGCAAGAAGCUUUAAAUUGAGGGCUGGAAAACAUCAGCUUGAAGAUGUGACGGGCGUGUUGAAGUGUUUUCUCUCUGACAUUGAUGAUGCACUUCUUACCAAGGAGCUCUAUCCAUAUUGGAUCUCUGCCUUAGAUACCCAAGAUGACAAGGAAAGAAUAAAAAAGUAUGGAGCCUUUAUACGUACUCUUCCUGGGGUCAACCGAGCAACAUUGGCAGCUAUAGUUGAACACCUUUACAGGGUUCAGAAAUGUUCAGAAAUCAAUCACAUGAACGCCCAUAAUUUGGCCUUGGUCUUUUCCUCCUAUUUGUUUCAAACUAAGGGACAAACUAGUGAAGAAGUGAAUGUCAUCGAGGAUCUAAUUAAUAAUUAUGUUGAAAUAUUUGAGGUUAAAGAAGACCAAGUCAAACAAAUGGACAUAGAAAAUAGCUUUAUUACCAAGUGGAAAGACACUCAAGUUUCCCAGGCUGGAGAUUUGUUAAUUGAAGUAUAUGUAGAAAGGAAGGAACCUGACUGCAGUAUUAUAAUCCGGAUAUCUCCUGUGAUGGAAGCAGAAGAAUUAACUACUGAUAUAUUAGCGAUAAAAAAUAUAAUUCCUAUGAAAGAUGAUAUCUGGGCCACAUUUGAAGUCAUAGAAAAUGAAGAGCUUGAACGCCCUCUUCACUACACAGAAAAUGUGUUGGAACAGGUGCUUCGGUGGAGUUCCUUAGCUGAACCUGGAGCUGCUUAUCUUGUGGUGAAGAGAUUCUUAACCAUUGACACAAUUAAACACUAUAAUGAGAGGAAGACCCUGGAAAAUAUCAAAGAAGGAGUCUUGAAAAUCAAAGAAGAACCGUCUAAAAUACUGUCUGGAAAUAAGUUUCAAGACCGGUAUUUUAUUUUACGAGAUGGGUAUCUCUUUCUUUACAAGGAUCUGAAGAGCAGUAAACCUGAUAAAAUGCUUUCUGUCAGCUCAAUGAAGUUUUAUCUUGGAGUGAAAAAGAAGAUGAAGCCUCCAACAAGUUGGGGAUUGACAGCAUAUUCUGAAAAACAUCACUGGCACCUGUGUUGUGACAGUUCACAAACUCAGAUGGAGUGGAUGGCCUAUGUCUUUAUUGCCCAGCAUGAAAAUGAUUUAUGGCCACCAGCUGGAAAGGAACGAAAACGUUCUAUAACCAAAAACCCCAAAAUCGGAGGCUUGCCUCUAAUUCCCAUCCAGCAUGAGAGAAAUGCAACCCAAGCCCGGAGAGAGAUCGAGAGUGCAAGAGCAGAAUUGGAAAGACUGAGGCUCGGCGCAAAGCAUGAACUAGAGCUUGGGGAUGGGACCUUAAAGCAGAGAGCCUCUCUCGUGGCCCAGUGCCUGGAGCACAAGGAUGAGAAACUUCGAAAUCGAACCAGAAAACAUCGGAGUUUCAACUGUCUAGAGGACACAGAGACUGAGGUCUUUCAAGGGCAAGAGAAAAGUCAUAAAGGUGUAAAGACAUUGAGGAAAACUGAAGACAGGAAUGACAAAGCUACUUUGGACUCUAAUAAUAAGUUACCACCAAAGGUCAUUGAAGAGCUUAGUGUGGUUCUACAGCGGUCAAGAAUCCUUGCAAAAGAGUUACAGGGUGAGCAGAUUGUGCAGAAGGAAAUAAAGUGACUUGUCUUGCACAUUUUUUUUUAAUGUGUACAGUGUUUGCAAACCAGAAACCAAACUAUAAGAUAAUUCAUGGCUGGCUAUCCUUAACCAUUUAAAGAGCAUUUAAAAAUAUGUAUGUAUAUAUGUGAUAAGUGUAAGAUUAACUGUUUUGGCCUGAAUAAAGCUUGUAUAGUUCAGCUAUAUUAACCUUGUGUAGGAAGGCCUUGGGUCACUUGAGUGGCCAACCUUUUGAAGUAAUAGUUGACCCUGAACAUGGGGUGGGGGUUGGUAUGUUAAUCCUUGUAUAAUUUAUAAUUGACACUUUGUAUCCAAAAUUCCUCUGUAUUUGGGGAUUCAAACAAUUUCAGAUAAUGUAGUAUAGUAUUUACUAUUGAAAAAUAUUCACAUAAAAGUUCAAACCUGCAUUGUUCAAGGGUCAACUGUAGUUGUCUGUUCAGUGGUGUAAAUUUAUGAGCAGAAAUUGCAAACUGUAAUGUAUUGUAUAAAAUGGUGUGUUUAAAUGAAGCCUAUGAAACUAUAUGUAACACAUUUUGCACUUUGAGAUACCUUGUAUAUAAAGUUACCAUAUGUUUUUAGGUUUACAUAGGGUCCACCUGAGGGAAAUGAAAGGGAAGAACCUUGAAAAAGGGGAGGAUUUAUUUAGUGGCUGCUUAUCAAACAACACUGGGCUUUUAAAAAGAAGAAAAGUGUUAACAAAUGUCUUAAAAACCAAGGAGCUCAGCUGAGAUUCAUUUCUAGUUCACUCUUAAUCAACACUUGUUCAUGAGAAACUGCAUGUUAGGAAAAAAGUCUAGAGACUAAGAAUUUCCCAAGAGUAGUAUUCAGCCAACAAACAUGAAUUAUGGCACUGACCACUCUUACUUAUGGCGUCAGUGAACCAGCCACAGUAAAUCUCCAUUCACUACACUUCAGUUCUUUGCAGGUGGCUGCUGAGAGGAAACUUAACACUGCAUUGAAGAGACUAUGUGCACAGGACCCAGCAUAUAUGCCACUUGCACUGUUGCUGUAUACCUGCAAGUUUUUUAUUUAGAGUUCCUUACUGCCGGUAUGGUACAAGCAGCAUUCAUCAUCGCAGGGUUUUGUUAUUUUUUAUUUGAUUUUUUUUUCUUGGUAUUGUUUCACUUUGUAUGUUCAUUUAUUUUUAGUAAGAUUGUAAUGUCUUCUCUGCAAAGUCAGAAUUAUUGGAAGCAUACAACAUUUGGCCAUUUGGGAGUAGCGGUUAGAGUAACUCUACUUUGGGGGGUUUCCAGUUCCCUUUUAGUCUUUUGUUUCUUUUUCUUUCUUUCUUUUCUUUCUUCUCCAUAUGCCUAAUGCCUGAGCCCUCUAUUUUUGUUUCUACAUGAAGAGCAGCAACUGACUUGGCUAUUUUCUUCAGACAGAUGAUACUAUCUAAUUAUAAUUCAUAUUAAGGGCAGCACUUUUCAUCAGAUUCUUUAAAAUUUUGUUAGGUCUGGUAAGGUCUUUUUUUUUCCUCCACACUCAUAACAUGCAGAAGUUCUUGAGCCACGGACAGAAGUUGAGCCAUAGCAAUGACAAUGCCAGAUCCUUAACUGCUCGGCCACCAGGAAACUCCAAUUAGGUCUGGUGAGUUUUGAUUAAAGUUAGUAGCCAAACUGUAUUCCAACCAUUUCCUUUUUUCCUCCAUUUUUCAGGUUGCUUAUCAAAACUGGUCUGUAUAAAAAGUCCCUUACUUCAGUCGGUCCAAUCAUAGUGCAGUAAUAUGCGGUUAAAAACUAUGAAUUUCUUCAUUGUAAAAUACUGAUCACUUGUAUCUGGUGGUGAUAAAAUAGUUUACCACAGGUAUGUGAUAUUUAUUCUUUAAAUCCAUAUAGAUUGGAAUUUUUUUAAAGAAUGAAACUGCUGGUCAGUUUAUGAGAUAGAUGGCACUACUGAGGAGACAUCAUUUAAAGCAAGAAAUCAUGGUAUUUAGGAAAAGAUCUAAAAUAAACUUAUUUCUAAUAAAUGACAAUAUGUUUUAUGAAAUCAGGAGACAUGAAAAUUAUGUUUGACAGUGUUGGACAAUGGGAAAGUAAAUAGAAAUUUUUAAUAUGCCUUAUCUGAAUACUUUUAAAACUUGAGAUUAAAAUCUGAAAACUUGUUUCCCCUUCCUUUCCUGUACAAUUGUCUCCAUUUUUCAAGUGUAAAGGCUAAUGAUGACAUCUCAUAUAUUUUGAAGAAAAAUUAAAAUUGUUUUACAAGUCCA